CUGGCAACACUGCUUCAUUCUUCGUAAAAUUUGACUCCAUUGCGAUUUUAACGCGAAGUUGUUUUUGCAGAGAAAAAUUUGUGUCAAAGAAAUUAAAUGGCAGAUGUAUUAGAUAUCGAUGGAGGGGGAGAAGAUUUUGAAGUCGAAGAGGACGGCGACAAAAGUGUACAGAGAUUAAAGAACAAAGUAAAACGAAGGAAAGGAAGAGGAUUUCACUCAGAUGGAACAGUUAGAGAAGAAAUACAAGAUUAUGAAGCAAUGGAAACUGAUGACAGUAAUGAGCCAGGACCGCAGCGAUCUGUUGAAGGAUGGAUAUUAUUUGUGACAGGUGUUCAUGAAGAAGCACAAGAAGAUGAUAUCUAUGAGAAAUUUGCAGAAUAUGGUGAAAUAAAAAAUUUACAUUUGAAUCUUGAUCGUAGAACUGGAUUCUUAAAGGGUUAUGCUUUAGUUGAAUAUGAGACUUUCAAAGAAGCACAAGCUGCCAUUGAAAAUUUAAAUGGGUCAGAAAUUCUUGGUAAUACAAUAAGUGUAGAUUGGAGUUUUGUUAAAGGACCAGUUAAAAGGAAACACGGUCGCCCAAGAGAACGAUCCCUCGACCAUAGGAGACACUAAGUCGCCACAAUUUUUUUUAUUUUUAUGUCAUUUCAAUUUAAUAUUUGUAAUUAAUAGAAAUUACUGAAGUGUCCAUUAAAUAAUCAAUAAACAUUUGCUUUUAUCAGA
Messenger RNA from Centruroides sculpturatus (bark scorpion), 720 nucleotides. It is a transcript of the gene tsu, whose product is annotated as RNA-binding protein 8A-like. Gene Ontology annotation, biological process: RNA splicing. Gene Ontology annotation, molecular function: mRNA binding. Gene Ontology annotation, cellular component: exon-exon junction complex; nucleus; cytoplasm. The coding region runs from base 97 to 612 and encodes 171 amino acids. The transcript is spliced from 6 exons. NCBI's taxonomy places the organism in Eukaryota, Metazoa, Arthropoda, Arachnida, Scorpiones, Buthidae. The record is from RefSeq and is a predicted model, not a curated record.